AUGGAACGAGAAAUUCCUGAAGUCGAAAAUGCCUUGGAGAAGCUCUCGCGCAACAAGGCCAAUGACGAAGCGACCAGACUCCUGGCCGAAGCAAGCAAAUCCUCCCCGUCCGUUCGAGGCAGACUAGCAGAGCCAGAAGCACUACGAAUCCUCAUCCAAAUCGUGGAAUGCAAUCUCGGCACUUCUUCAUCAGAAAAUCUAGAUCAAGCACUCCGUUGUAUCGGGAAUGCAUGCGCGGACAACGACGCAGCGCGAGAAGCAAUCAUUCCACUAGGAUUCAACUGGGCAAUCCGAGCCCUCGGCGGAAAAACCAACAACGCAACGAGACUCCUCACGACGAAAGUCCUGUUUAAUAUUUGUCACGAACACGUGCCCUCGCAACAGCAAUGCUAUCGGGAGAGAGUACACUAUGCUCUCAUUCCCUUUCUGGGAACCGAGUUUGCAAUUGGAAAUGUAGAUGAGAAUGCUAGUCCCGCGAUCGAUCUGCUCUUCUGGAUAUCUGGGCAUAAAGCGGAACUGGAAGCGAAUCUAUCUGAGCGACCUCCGGAGGAAAUUGAGGGGCUGCUGCUCCUUCUUCCGGGUUUCUAUGCAGAGACCGCGGAUGUGGACAAUUAUGGUUGCAUUCUGGAGGCCAUGCUUGUUUUCUUGCGAGAUUCCUUGGUGCAGGAGAGUAUGUCGGCAGGUGUGCCGCAGCUUUUGCAGAUUCUGCGGAUCACGGAUGAGAAAUCGAGGCAGGCAGGAGAUCCAGAAGACAAGAAGAUUCUGGAUCCGCUGUGUACGAGUGUGAUCUGGUGUUUGUCAGAUAUCGCUGCGCAGCCUGAAUUCGCGGAGCUUGCGCGCGGGAGCAUGCUGAUUCAGAUUCUCGUGGACGAGAUCAAGACACAUGCCCACAUCGAUUCUACUGGAGCUGAUGUGGCAAAUAAGACAAUGUUGACGGGCUCGUGCGAGGUCUUGGGUAAUGUUCUCUGGAAGAGCGAGCCGGAGGAUUAUGCUUGCCUCGUAGUGGAGUAUAGCCUUGAUGAUGUGCUCUUCUCGGCCAUCACUCGGGUUGUGGACGGACCUUCAAAUGCUCCAGCUUUGCACUCGAUGGCAGGUGUGCUCAUUCAUCUGAGUCGAUCUUCCGUGCCAGUGAGGGAGCAUAUGGGCUCUCGGCAAGAUACACUACCUUCGCUCCAGCGCCUGUGUCGACACGAAAUGUCUCAGAUCAAACAGGAUGGCGUCAAGCUCCUUCGAGCACUGGGAAGGGACUGUGCAGCGAAUCAGGAGCAAUUCGGAGACCUCGCGAAAGAGGCCAUGCUUUCAUUGAGUGAAAGCAAUGGUACGGCAGAGGCGCAUGCGCCAAAUUGA
This is a messenger RNA of Lecanosticta acicola, 1347 nucleotides long. The record is from the annotation of a GenBank genome assembly. NCBI's taxonomy places the organism in Eukaryota, Fungi, Ascomycota, Dothideomycetes, Mycosphaerellales, Mycosphaerellaceae.